AUGAAUGAUGCUGAAGUGGCCUCAGUCCUCUCACCGGCCGUCUCCAACAACCACCCCGCUGAACAACGUUUGGCAGACGACAAACGCGAAAAAGCAUUCUUCUUGCCGCCACCCACUACGUCAACACCUCUCAAUGGAGCAAAGGUAGCGGCUGAUGACAACAAUGACGAUGCGAGGAGUGUGAAAGCCGAUUCCGAAGCGGAAACCAUCAUUCAAUCGGGGCGAGAGGAGCUUUCACCCGAAAAAAAGAGACUCCCACAACAGCAGAAGCUUGAGAGCAACGGUGGAAAACGACACCAUCAUGAACCUGCUGGGACGAGAUGUAUUUCAAUGGGCGAUGACUUUAAGGCCAGAAAAAGAAAAAGGAUGGAACAUGACCCUCGAGACGACGAGGCUGGCGGGGCCCGCCAGUCGAGCAGACCAAACUCAAGAUUACCAUCUCCUACCUUGGUCUUAAAGAAAGAAAAGGUGGAGGAGCCCAUAUUUGGUUCCACUACUCGCGCCGUCUCCUUAUCUCGUUCAGAGAAUGGGAGGGUGAUUGGAAGCAUUGAGCAUCAGAAAUAUGUUUCUGGGGAUGGUGAUGAUAACGUUCAAAAUGAAAGGCGCCAUGGAAGACAAGGAAGGAAUGCGUUGCGUGAAACAAGACACCAUUCCUCACACUCCCGUCACCUUUCUCAUGACCGUUCAACAUCUCCAGCUGUUCGCUCACAUAAGCGUGUACUGUCAACAUCAUCACAACCAACGUAUCAUUCACAAAAAAGAAAGCGUCCUCCUUCUCCUCUCCUGACUGGCCGCCGACGGCACAGCUCGGAAGACUCUCUAGCUUCUUCUUCACGUGGUUCUCCGUUGCCGACAGGACGGCGAGUUCGCCACGAAUACAGUGCGACCUCACCUGCGAAACAAAUUCCACUGAUGAAACGGCAACGCGAUCAAAAUGGCCGGACGAGACUGGCUCGUGCCUGCGCUGCCCAAGAAGUGGAGGUUGCGAAAGCCCGCUAUGCAACACAUCCGGAGGAACUAGACGUACCCGACAACGCUGGAAAUACACCGCUUCAAAUAGCAGCCCUUGAAGGAAGUGCCGAUAUUGUUAAAUUUUUGUUGGACUCCGGUUGCGAUCUAAACACAAAGAAUAUUGACAAGGACACCCCCCUGAUUGAUGCCGUGGAGAACGGUCACCUGGACGUGGUCAAAUUGCUGCUCGAUGCUGGCGCAAACCCUCGCGUGGGAAAUGCACAGGGUGAUGAGCCGUAUGACCUUAUUCGAGUAGAGAAUGAAGAUUAUGAAGAACUACGCAAAGUAAUCGAGGAGGCGAAGGAGAGAGGCCCUCAACGGAAACUUUCGGAUACUAGUGGAAGCAUACCAGUCAGCGCCCCCAUCAAGGAAGCGUCUUCCCGUGGAGCAUCAGUAGCAAGUCCUCGAAAUUCGCCGCCCGUUCCCGGAUCCCAUGCUUCAAGAACCUCCCCUCCAAUAGGAUUAAAUCGGCGGAAAAAUGUAAGGAGAGAAGCUACGCGAAAUGAUCUUCUUUGGACGCGGCAAACGUUGGAAAACUUGCGGGACUUUGCGGCUAAAGGGGACAUAGCUGGCGUGGCUAAUAUUCUUAAUGUUCUUCAAAAAGCGGAUUCAGAAUCACUGAUUGCAGCGGCUAAAGGAGGCCAUGAUGAAGUGUUGGGGAUUUUACUGGGGAUGGGAAAUCCGGAUCCAAAUCCAGAGCCGAUUCGGGCAAGUAACCACAAACCAGGAUAUGACACCCCCAUGUUAGCGGCUAUUGGUAGAGGUAAUAAUUCGGUAAUAAAGCUCCUUCUUGAACAAAAGGGCUUUGAUCCUACGCGUACGGAUCAUCGAGGUCGCACCUAUUAUCAGCUAUCUGAAGACCGAAAAGGUGAGGGUUGGCGGGACGAAUUUGAGUUGUUGAAAAAUGCCUAUGACAACUUCAUCAAAUCUUCAAAACCAGGGAGGCCAGAACUCAAAUCGCCCAGAAAGUUUAGGGACUCUUGUAAAGAUUUUCCAAGGCAUUCUCAAAAAGCCUCAGUUUCGCCCGCAUCCUCCCAUCGCAAGCCAGGAAGAAGCCCCGACUCUCGUGCUCAACAAGGGUUGCAAAAUUCCAUCAAAACGAAAAGGGAUAUCAGGAAGGAUGACAGUUUGGAUCGUGCGUCCGUGACAUCGCAUAGAAGAACACACCUUCGAGACGAUACUAGUGAAUACCAAACAGCGUCAGAUCCGGAUUCUAUACGUUCCCGAAUGACGAAACCAAAAUUACUCUCCGACUCUAAAAAAUAUAGCGAAACUGGUAGCCAAAGUGAAGAACCAGUAAAGCGUCGCCGUUUGAUUGCUGGACGCCCCCCGGAUCGAAGAAGAGGGAGUUUUAUGUCGACAGACUCGAAUUCAGCUCGAGACGAUUCAUCAAAGGAGCGACGACCUAACCUUGACCCACGACGUGUCAAGGAAUCUUCUCCGUCGAAACGGUCUCGAGAAAGCUUAUCCCCAAAAACGCCGUCUUCCCGGAUCCGAAGUAAGGGUGGCGAGAGCAACUUCGACGCUCAACAUAAAAGGCGAAAAAUCCGAGCCGAAAAAAGCCCUCCUUCUAAAGAAUCAGCAAGACGACAUUUUACUGAUCACCCCCUGCAUUCAAAUACUCAGCCUAAAGAUCCCAGCCUUCAAAGUUCAAGAAGAACGACACCUAUCGACUGUCUGCUUCAUAGCAAGAAGCUACAAGACUCCGAAAUGGCUCAAGUGCCCUCAAGCGCCACCACUGCCGAUGUUGUGGAUGAUGUUAGUGCAAAGGGGGUGGAACAAGUCAAUAGAUCCCAAAGAAGUGAUCGUACAGAAGAAAAACAUCGUUCAGGUGAGAUGGCGCGAAUUGGUGAUGCGUUGGACGCUAUGACUGUUCGCGAUGUUGACGAAACUCAAGGUUCUGACGUUGGUGUGGCCGAUGCCGCGGCAGCAACGGCAGCAGCAGUGAUGGCAGCGGCAGCGGCAGCAGCACGCAAGCGGGCCGAAGACGAAGAAGACGAAGCGGAAAGACAACGCAAGGAUGCAGAACAGAAACGUAUUAAGCAAGCUGAAGAGGAACGAAGACUGAUCGAGGAGGAAGCCUCCCGCCUGGCAAAAAUCCGCAGGGAACAAGAAGAAAAAGAGCAAAGACGUCGGGAUGCCCUUCCAUUUCGACUACGUACAGCGGCAAAUCUUAUUGCUUCCAAUGAUCCAAAGGCGAAAGACCACGCUUGGCUCAGCAGAUUUAUACCUCUUUUCACUGUCAAGAGAAGAGCAAUCGAUGUUUCCUGCGACGCGGCAGUGGGGGAGGAACAGUGGAUUGUGAACUACCAGGUUGCUCCUCUUCUCGCUACCAACGACCUCCAGCUUUCUCAAUACCCAAGCUGGGAAAAACGAAUCGCGACCCUCGAACAAAGAUAUGGCCUCUGGCGCUUGACCCGAGGCAUGCUGGCUUAUGCUGAGGAACUGUGCCUUCUUAGUUCUUCUCUUGACGACACCAGCCGUCGUAUUGAAGCGAUUAAGCCGAAAUUCUACCUCAUGGAACAUAUAUUUUGGGUAAAGCUAUCUGAUUUUAUGGACUUAGUUCCGCAUAUUCCACAUCUGAAGGAUUUCCAAAUCCAUAUGCGUAACAUGGCUUUUAUGGAUAUGCCUGAGGAGGAACGUGUCUAUGUUCAAUCUUUGCAACAUCGUAGCGGGCAGGCUUCUGACGCUAAUAAUGUUACUUCUCCUGCAAACACCGUUAAUCAUACUAUUCCUACCCUGUGA
This is a messenger RNA of Ophidiomyces ophidiicola, 3756 nucleotides long. RefSeq lists its product as uncharacterized. The record is from RefSeq and is a predicted model, not a curated record. The transcript has 3 exons. Bases 1 to 3756 code for a protein of 1251 amino acids. Gene Ontology annotation, molecular function: protein binding. NCBI's taxonomy places the organism in Eukaryota, Fungi, Ascomycota, Eurotiomycetes, Onygenales, Onygenaceae.